Parnassius mnemosyne (clouded apollo) is the source of this 2640-nucleotide messenger RNA. Lineage: Eukaryota; Metazoa; Arthropoda; Insecta; Lepidoptera; Papilionidae. The record is from the annotation of a GenBank genome assembly.
AUGAUGGAAUGUCUUUGCCCUGCGCCUCGCACCCUGGCCUGCCGCGUUGUUCUCCUGGAUGAACGGGAGCUACUACACGAGAUUCAGGACAACAAUACUGGGCAAGCGUUGCUCGACGUGGUUUUUAGACAUCUAGAUCUCCUAGAGACAGCUUACUUCGGUCUCCGCUAUGUCGAUCAAGAUAACCAAACGCAUUGGCUAGAUGCAGGGAGAAAGUUGCGGCGCCAACUUCGAGGAUCUGAUUCACACACCUUUUACUUUGGAGUGAAGUUCUACGCGGCUGAUCCUUGCAAAUUAUUGGAAGAAAUCACAAGGUAUCAGUUGUUCCUUCAACUGAAGCAGGAUGUUCUGCGAGGCCGCCUGCCCGUCAGCUUCGACCUUGCUGCUGAAUUAGCUGCGUAUGUACUACAAUCGGAGUUGGGAGAUUAUGACCCAAGGAGGCAUGGCCCGGGCUAUGUAUCAGAAUUCCGACUGCUGUCACAUCAAACACCGGAACUGGAAUCACGAGCUGUUGAAAUUCACCGAACACUGACAGGCAUCUCUCCUGCGCAAGCUGAACUAAGUUAUUUAGAUAAAGUGAAAUGGUUGGACAUGUAUGGCGUUGAUUUACACCCAGUCUUGGGUGAGGACAGCGUGGAGUACUUUUUGGGACUGGCGCCAAGCGGGCUGUUGCUCUUACGCGGGAAGCAUACGGUCGCUAACUAUUACUGGCCUCGUGUUUCCAAAUUGUAUUACAGAGGAAGAUAUUUCAUGCUUCGUGUAGCGGACAAAAACAAUGAGACUUUGACUUACGGCUUCGAGUCACCAACGCGAGCCGCAUGUCGUCACCUUUGGCGCUGCUGCUCCGACCACCACACUUUCUUUCGACUGCAACAAACCUCACCGGCCUCAGCAGACAUGUUUGUGUUAGGGUCCAGAUUACGCAAUAGUGGCAAAGGAGCGAGGCCCCGACCACCGCCCACGUUUACACGGACUCCAUCGAGGCGUAUAUCGCGACCCCCUUCGUCUUAUUCGUCGUUACUGGAUGUGCCAAAGUUAGAAGACUUGAGAAUAAAAGACUGUCCUCCUGAAGUUAAACAACCUACCUCAGUUAACCGGCCUAACUCUAUAAGCGGCGAGGCGGCGGGCUGCGAGGCGGGCGGCUCCCCGCGCUCGACGCGCUCGGCUCCCGCGCGGCGCGGCCUGUACUCCGCCUCGCCCACCGCCACGCGGCCGCCGCCCGCGCCGCGCCACCGCUCUGCAUCCGUCGACUCGCAGAGCUCCAAUGAUUCUAGAUCAAAUCGCAAGCACCGUCACCGGUCUCGGCGGCAACAGUCAGACGCAGAAAGUGAAUUGUCGCGCGGCUCUGGUCGAUCCGGACGACGUCAUCGGCGACAUCGCUCGCGGCACAAACAUGACUCCGGCUCCGAGAAGGACGACUCGCAGCCUGACACGAAAGAAUACGAGUUGGUCGAUUCGGAAUCACAAUGGAAAGAGGUGCUUAGACAAACAAAUGCUGGUAGUGGUGUUCAAGUUGCAAGUGUUCGUCGGUCACAAAUGGAGCCCGAGAUUGGAACACAUCGUUCAUCUCAUAGACCACGUAGACAUAGAAAGCACCGAUCAAGAUCGGGGUCACCUAACGAGAAAAAAUGGCUGCCAAGCGAAUUAAAGCAGCAUCUCGAAUUUUCUCUAGUCGAUACAGCAGGAAUGACGGAAGAACAAUUAAAGGAGAUUCCUUACACCGUUGUACAAACAAGUCACGCACGUCAGACUAAGCUUCGAAACUCAUCUAAACAUAGGCAGGCUGAGAACGGGUCACUGUCAAGAAGGGAUAAAAACAAUACCUCACACAUAAAAAGCAGCCAUGAUGUACAUAAUCAAGGAUCGUUGCGGUCGAUUUCCAGCACUUUGAGCACACACAGAAACAACGAAAAACAUGGAAGACGACCUUUCUCAGGUUACGACGAACAGCUAGCCCGUUCUGGUGAAGACUUUUUGAACAACGGAUACAAGGGACCUGCUACACCAGUAUCUAACAACAACAACAACCCGUACAGUCCUGUAACCAACAGCAACAGUAAUAGCUCGAGUGGGGAACUGAUUUCUGGGAGCGCUCGAGUUUCACACGAGCACACUGAUUCUGGACUCGGCGCUGAUCAGGACUACGCGUACUCAUCGGAAAGGUCGAGCGACAGUGCGAAAUGCGGCGCGGGCGGUACGACAGUGCCAGUGAGUAGGCAGUGGAUGAUGGGUGUUGGUGGGACGGGGUACACAGGCGCGGGGCUCGCUAGGCGACCGCCCGCGGCGCCGCGUACUCGCAUGUCGGCGUCGGGCUCACAGCGCUCGCUGCUGUCGGUCGCCAGCGACAGCGCCACGUCGCGCCGCCCCCGCGAAAUCACACCGCGCGGCUACCCUCAUCCCGCCGACGGUGGCUUUUCUCUCUUCAGACAUGCUAGCAACAACAACAUAUUGGUCGGCGAGAGCGGAUCACUGGCGCGGCGGUACGCGCGGCCGUCGCGGGAGUCGCGGGAGGCUCGCGAUCACAAUGCGAACGUGGCGCGAACGCACGCGCGGCUCGCGCACCACGCGCACCACGCGCACGUGCGACACGACAACACACUCGACAUUAUCCUUAAGCCACUCAUUGAGAGCACGCAGUAA